This is a messenger RNA of Cynoglossus semilaevis (tongue sole), 2283 nucleotides long. It is a transcript of the gene foxa2, whose product is annotated as forkhead box A2. The record is from RefSeq and is a predicted model, not a curated record. Bases 491 to 1744 code for a protein of 417 amino acids. Gene Ontology annotation, biological process: cell differentiation; anatomical structure morphogenesis; regulation of transcription by RNA polymerase II. Gene Ontology annotation, molecular function: transcription factor binding; protein domain specific binding; RNA polymerase II cis-regulatory region sequence-specific DNA binding. Lineage: Eukaryota; Metazoa; Chordata; Actinopteri; Pleuronectiformes; Cynoglossidae. The transcript is spliced from 2 exons.
GUGGGGCAGCAGGGGGGCGGUGCUGGUGCUGGUGGUGGUGCUGGUGGUGGUGCUGAGGGGUGGGCAGAGCCCGGCGGUGGUGGUGGUGGAGGGGGUGAAGCUUGAGGAGUCUCACAUCUAGGUGCGAGGAGAUUAUUCAAAUAGGGCCCAAGGCGUAGAAGUAGGAUUGGAGGUUUGCCUGCCGCUCGCAGCUAUAACACUGCGUUAACAGGCAGCUCGCCGCGUCAUUCCCACUCCCGCUCACUGACUGACGCGUCUCAGUGGCUGCACAGCCGCUCCGGAACGCACGCCGCCGCCGCCACGACACAUGCGCCAGUCCACUUUCUAAACGCCGGAGGGACACAGCGAGCACCCAAACACACUCGCAGCCUCUCUCUCUCCCUCUUUCUCUCUUUUUCUCUCUCUCUUUCUCCCCCCCCAAAGAGUCACCGCUGCCGGGGAGACUUUUGGCUUUUCCUCUGCUGGGAGACGCUCGGUAGUGAAGUCCUCCAUGAUGCUUGGAGCAGUUAAAAUGGAAGGACACGAACACACCGACUGGAGCGCCUACUACGGAGAGCCUGAGUGUUACACCUCUGUGGGGAACAUGAACACGGGCCUGGGAAUGAACACCAUGAACACCUACAUGAGCAUGUCCGGGAUGAGCACCACGGCCAACAUGACGGCCAACUCCAUGAACAUGUCCUACGUCAACACGGGCAUGAGCCCCUCCAUGACGGGCAUGUCCCCGGGCGCCGGGGCCAUGAACGGCAUGGGAGCCGGCAUGACGGCCAUGAGCGCCGCCCUGAGCCCCAGCAUGAGCCCCAUGACGGCGCAGCCCGCGUCCAUGAACGCCCUCGGCUCCUACAACACCAUGAACGCCAUGAGCCCCAUCUACGGACAGUCGAACAUCAACAGGUCCAGAGACCCCAAGACCUACCGCCGGAGCUACACGCACGCCAAGCCGCCCUACUCGUACAUUUCCCUCAUCACCAUGGCCAUCCAGCAGUCUCCCAGCAAGAUGCUGACCCUGGCCGAGAUCUACCAGUGGAUCAUGGACCUCUUCCCUUUUUACCGACAGAACCAGCAGCGCUGGCAGAACUCCAUCCGCCACUCGCUCUCCUUCAAUGACUGUUUCGUCAAGGUGCCGCGCUCGCCGGAUAAACCGGGCAAAGGCUCGUUCUGGGCGCUGCACCCGGACUCCGGGAACAUGUUCGAGAACGGCUGCUACCUGCGGCGACAGAAGCGCUUCAAGUGCGACAAGAAGAUGACCAAGGACGGAGGGCGCAAGGGCGGAGGCGGAGACGGCGUCUCCUCCAACAGCAGCUCGGAGAGCUGCAACGGCAACGAGUCCCCGCACUCCAACUCCUCCUCCGGCGACCACAAACGCUCCCUGUCGGACAUGAAGCCGAGCCAGGCGCUGAGCCCCGAGCACGCCGCCCCCUCCCCGGUGUCUCAGGGCCAGCACCCGCUCAUGGCGCAGCACCACUCGGUGCUGGCGCACGACGCGCACCUGAAGCCCGAGCACCACUACUCCUUCAACCACCCGUUCUCCAUCAACAACCUCAUGUCGUCGGAGCAGCAGCAUCACAAAAUGGACCUAAAGACUUACGAGCAGGUGAUGCAUUACUCCGGCUACGGCUCCCCGAUGGCGGGAGCCUUUUCCAUGGGCUCCAUGGCGGGGAAAGCCGCCCUGGAUUCCUCCUCCAUACCGGACUCUUCCUACUACCAAGGCGUGUACUCCAGGCCGAUCAUGAACUCCUCAUAAACUCCCCAGCCCGUGUAGACUCCCUUUCUUUCAAUUUGUACAUUUGUAUAAAACCCCCCCAACCCCCCCCGGGAAAUAUAGAGUUUGUGUACAAUAUGUAUUUCAGAUAUUUCUUUUUUUCUUUUUCUUUUUUUUUUGGAUGUUUCCCACCGUUUUAGUUGUCGAGUUUCUUAGUAGCCUAAUUAUUUUUGACAAAGGAUGUUGAUGAUGAUGAUGAUGAUGAGGAUGACGGUGAUAUUAAUAAUAAUAAUAAUAAUAAUGAGAAUAAUUCAAACAUGUUAAUGAUAAUGUGACGACUUCAGGAAUGGACCCAAACAAACAAACAAACAAACAAAAACAAACAAACAAAAACAAACAACGACCUGCUGUAAAAAUGACCUCCAUGCAUUAAUUUUUUGGAAACGACGUGAAAUAAAACGACGCCUCACAGGAUUUCUGUCGAUCAUCUGUGUAAUUCCUAUUUAUGGCCUGUAUAUGUGUAUUCUUGUAGUGACAAGAACAGAAUCUAUAUUAAAGUGUCAAUGGUUUUGUUUCCUGAA